Messenger RNA from Daphnia carinata, 17221 nucleotides. It is a transcript of the gene ft, whose product is annotated as cadherin-related tumor suppressor-like. Lineage: Eukaryota; Metazoa; Arthropoda; Branchiopoda; Diplostraca; Daphniidae. The transcript has 17 exons. Gene Ontology annotation, cellular component: plasma membrane; cell-cell junction. Gene Ontology annotation, biological process: homophilic cell-cell adhesion. The coding region runs from base 1054 to 16722 and encodes 5222 amino acids. The record is from RefSeq and is a predicted model, not a curated record. Gene Ontology annotation, molecular function: calcium ion binding.
CAUUCUCGGGCUCUUUACUGUAGCUAGCUUCUGCCGUCUUAGCCAGAGGGCCCUAUGAUAGAGGAAGAACAAGAUAAGUUACUUCAGUUCUUGAUGGGACGCAUUGGCGGUUGUCCGUCUCAGUCCUACCUCUUGCAGGACUAGUGUGCUUUCAAACAAUUCGCAUCACUCUUUUUUUUUUUUUUCGACAACUUUUCGUCGUUAUUGUGGGUGCGUCCAAUUGCAAUUGCAUCCUUCAUUUCAUUUUUGGAUAAAACCAUUCCUUUGGCCAGUUCUUCGAGAAGGUUUUCGUUUCGUCCAUUCAGCCGCGUGUUGUUUUUUCUUUACCACAUUCCAUAAGUGUGUGCUGCAAAGCGUCAGGAACGACAGAAUUUCCUAGUGAUCGCCGCAUAUUGGCCAACAAACUUAGUGCGUGUGUGUGUGUGCAUUAUUUUGUUGGUUUGUUUUUUUUGCGUGUGUUUUCUUUUUUGCGUUGCGCUUCUGUUUUUGUUUGCUGCUUGCCAGUUUGGGACGAAAUACGCGCCGCUGCUGCUGUUACUUUUCGGUCUCUUUUGAUCUGCAGCCAUGCCUCGGGGUAUCUUAUUUCAUUUGCUGGCUAUCCAGGCUAGACACCAAGUGUAGCUUGGCCCAGCCGCUUAUUUUCCAGCCCUAUACCUUCCGUCCAUUCCUUUUCUCUCUCUCUCUCUCUCUCUCUCUCUCUCUCUCUCUCUCUCUCUUUCUCCCUUUCCGAAGAAUGCACCAUUGAUGCCAUCGUAUAGCUCCACCAAAAUUUACCCCACUGAUCUGAGUCUACCGUUGAGCUAAAAAGUCAAACCGUUCACAUCGGCUUUCCAACCUCAAACCAGAUCGACACGAGGAAACAAAAAACAAAAAAGAAUUCUAAUUAAAAAGAAACAAGAACAAAACGAGAAAAGAGAAUACUUUCUUUUCUUGGGAGGGGUAGGAAGUGGGCUUUGCCAGAACGCAUAUGUGUUUUGUGUAAGGUGUUGAAGCAGUAGCUAUGGUAACUUGCAGCUCUUAACUGGACGCCACGGUGGAAGGUGUUUUUCGACCAUGGCCAAAGAGCAACACCAGGUGCAGAAUAGUGUUGACGCUUUCAAGGAAGAAUCCAGUUGCAAAACCAACACGAGCUUGGCAACGGCAAACACUUUGAGCAACAUGUUACAGUGGCCAUCUUUGAAGACGGUGCGAUGUUGGCAUCGUUUGACGUCACAGGCCGGUGCUUCGACAAGCGAAUUAAGUGAGACGACGGCAGCAAAGUGCAACAAGAGCAAGACGACGAGAUGGCGGAACACUGGGCGCCGCAAUGCCACCAUCGAUGCGCUGUGGUGUUGCACGGUGGUCGUGUUUUUGCAGGCGCUGCUGGUUCACGGUCAAGGGCCCGGACCAGGGCCCGGCCGGAAAUCGUUCGAUCGCCUGAUUAACGUGGCCAAUCCGACGAACAUAAUGCCCGAUCAGUUGAUGCAGUCGAGGGCUGUUGAUAUGAGGAUCCAGUUGGAAGUGGCCGAGGAGAGGCCAGCCGGAACGGUUGUUGGCGUCAUUCCGACCAAGCCCGGUUUCACGUAUCGAUUCAACGAGAAUCCUCGUGAAUUCCGUUUGAACGGAACGAGCGGCGAGAUCGUGACGGCUGUGGUCCUCGACCGCGAGGCACUCUCAUCUGAUCGUUUCGAUUUGGUGAUCUUGUCGAGUCAGCCGACGUAUCCGAUCGAGGUGCGCAUUCUAGUGGUGGAUAUCAACGACAACGCGCCAGCAUUCCCCGAGCCGACGAUCGAAGUUUCCUUCUCGGAAAGCGCCAACGCCGGGACGCGCGUCAUCCUGGACACGGCUACCGACGGCGACGCUGGAGACAACGACGUCACCACCAACUACGAAAUCGUGGGUGGCAACGAAGAGCUCAAGUUCAAACUGGCCGUGACGACGAAUCCAAGUGGAGAAACGCCUUAUUUGCAUUUGGAGACGACGGGCAAGUUGGAUCGCGAAACCAAAAACCACUACCGGCUCAAUAUAUCAGCGCAGGACGGCGGGCAGCCACCCCUCUUCGGCUAUCUCAUCGUCAACAUCACCAUCGUCGAUGUCAACGAUAAUCCGCCCAUUUUCGAUCACAGCGACUAUGUCGUCUCCUUGAACGAAAGCGUUGCUCCUGGUACCCACGUCAUGCAGGUGACGGCCACUGACAACGAUGCGGGCGAAAACGCUCGCGUCACCUAUUACAUCUCCGACACCGAGACGCAAUUUGCGGUCGAUUCCGAAACGGGCGUCAUUACCACCACGGAACAGUUGAAUUGUCAACGCAGUUGCCCGCAGUUGGUCUCGUGCAACAAGAGCUGCGUUUUCACCGUCUUUGCUCGCGAUCACGGCAGCCCCAGACAAGACGGACGCACUUACGUCACCGUCAAUUUACUCGACGCCAAUGACCACGAUCCCAUCAUUCGCUUUCGAUACUUCCCAGCCACGGCCGAUUUCGCUACGGUCGACGAAAACGCUCAAAACGGAUCCGUCGUCGCCGCCGUCUCCGUCAUCGAUUUCGACGAAGGCGCUAACGGUGAAACGACGGUGGAAAUCAAAGCCGGCAAUGAACUGGUCCACUUCCGUCUGGAGGAGACGCCCAGUUUUCAUAUCGUCCGUGUCAACGGCGUCCUUGAUCGUGAAAAAAUUAGCAAGUACAAUUUGACCAUAGUGGCCACCGACAGCGGGACGCCAGUCAGGAAGGCCAUGGCUUUCCUUAUCAUCCAUGUCAACGAUGUCAACGAUCACGAACCCAUUUUUGAGAAGAGCGAAUACUCGGCCGUACUCAGUGAACUGGUUCCCAUCGGGUCGUAUGUCGCCGGUAUCACGGCCACAGACGAGGACACGGGCAUCAACUCCAACAUUUUCUACGCUAUCGUCUCGGGCAACGAUCAACAGUGGUUCGAAAUCGACAUGGUCAGCGGAUUGAUAACGACGCAGGCUCAAUUGGAUCGCGAACAGCAGGAUUCGGUGGAGUUGCGCAUUUCGGCGAGAGACGGCGGGCCGAAUCCUCGUUGGGCCUACACGCACAUUAAAAUCACCAUCUUGGAUGAGAACGACGAGCACCCGCAGUUCGUGCAACAAAGUCUGAAGCAGGUCAACUUGUCGGAGAACACGCCUCCCAACACGCUGGUUGCCUUGCUGACGGCCGUUGAUCACGACCAAGGAACCAAUGGCUCCGUUUCCUACAUGUUUGACAGCGAGAUGGAUCAACGCUAUCCAGGGAUCUUUGCCAUCGACGCCAGCACUGGACGGGUGACGACAAGGACCAAACUGGAUCGAGAAGUCAUUCCUGAAUACGAGAUCAAGGUCGUCGCUCGUGAUCAAGGCAAUCCACCCCUCUCUUCCACCGCAACCAUCGUUCUCCGUGUCCUGGACGCCAACGACAACAGCCCCGAGUUCUAUCCGCAACAAUAUCUCGUGGCCGUCAGCGAAACUCUACAAGUCGGCGAGGCUGUUGUGACGGUGACGGCUAUGGACGAAGAUGAGGACGAAAAUGCUCAAGUGACGUACAGCAUCAAAAGUGGGGCCGAAGGUGCCUUCGACAUCGAAGAGCAAACUGGAAUUAUCCGCUUGCGGAGCCCGCUCAAUAGUGCCCGAAAAGCUCACUACAAACUCAAAGUGGCUGCCAAAGACAGGGGUGAUCGCAAGGCGGUCGAAGACGCCGUCGUCGAGAUUCUCGUCGAAAACAGUCCAGCCAAUUACCUGGACUUCGGCAGCAGCAGUUAUCACUUUGUCGUUGUCGAAGAUCCGGGCAAGAAGGAGCCAGGCAUCGGGCGCGAAGUCGGCCGUCUCAGUGUCAACAACAAACAAGUGCAAUCCAGUCCGAAAUAUUCCAUCAUCGGCGGCGAUCCGUUGCGAGUGUUCCACGUCGACGAGACCACGGGCGUCUUGACGACGGCCAAGCGCAUCGACCGCGAGAAGCAAUCGCACUACGAACUCUUGGUUGUGGCUCGUUCUGGUUUCUCCUACGGAACCGUUUCGGUCAAUGUCACCGUCCAGGAUGUCAACGACAAUCCGCCUCGUUUCGACAAAGCUCGUGCAGUCGCCCGAGUCGUUGAAAACUGGCCAGCCGGUCACGAAGUCUACUUGGCCAAGGCCGAAGAUUUGGACACGGACAACAACAGCCGCAUCACUUACAGCCUCAGUUUGAAUCCGCACGAGCUGUUUACCAUCUCCUCGACGCUGGGCAUGAUCUAUCUCAAUCGGCCGUUGCAGAAUGAACUUUCGCAUUUCGAUAGUUCGCUAACGUUGGAAGUGACAGCCACCGACGAUGGUGCGCCACCGCUGUCUUCUCGCCAGUUGGUGACCCUCAAUCUCGAAGACGUUAACGACCACACCCCCGUCUUUGAAUACCUGUCUUAUGAAACCUCCCUCUUGGAAACCAUAUCAGUCAACGAGCGAUUUUUCGCCCUGUCGGCAAUGGAUCGGGACAAAGGAGUCAACGGACGCGUUUCGUAUUUCAUCAGCGAAGGCAAUGAAGCCGCCAAAUUCGGAAUCUUCCCUGACGGCAUGCUGUACGUCAAGAGUCCGCUCGAUCGAGAAGCCAAAGACUAUUACGCCCUGACUGUGGUAGGCAAAGAUGGAGGAACGCCCGCAAGGAGUUCUUCCGUCUCCGUCACCAUUCACAUCAUCGACGAGAACGAUAACGCGCCCAAAUUCAGCAACGAGACCUUCUCUUUCUACAUUCCGGAGAAUGAGGCCCCAGACUCGUACGUCGGACGCCUGACCGCCUCGGAUCGCGAUGUCGGCCGCAACGCCGAGUUGACCUUCUCUAUAGCAACAUCGCAGAGUGACUUUACCAUCGAUCCCAAAAGCGGAUUCAUUAAAACAAUGCGCUACUUUGACCGCGAGCGACUCGUGCAAACCACCGGCCAAGACUAUGUUGUCCUGGAAGCUGUCGUGUCGGACAACGGUGUCGUCCGAUUGCGAGAUCGCGCCCGCAUUCACGUCUACAUUCUCGACGUCAAUGACAACGCGCCCGUCUUUUCGCGGUUGCCCUACAAAGCCCAGGUGUCGGAAGGCGCCUCCGUCGAGACUCAGGUGUUCCGUGUUGUCGCCACCGACGCCGACGACCAGCUCAAUGGUGGCAUUUUCUAUUACAUCACGGAAGGCAAUGGCGACCACAAGUUCCGCAUCGAUGAAGCCACGGGUCAGUUGGUGUUGAACCGACCGCUCGAUCGAGAAACGACCGAUCGCUACACGUUGAAGAUCGGAGCGCGCGAUGCUGGAGUUCCCAAUCUGAGUACGUCGACGACAGUCGUCAUCGACGUGCUCGACGAGAACGAUAACGCACCCGAAUUUAUGCACAGCGAAGCCAAAGUGUCGGCAUUGGAAACGUUGGCUGUCGGCUCUGAAUUGGUGACGUUCCAGGCGACGGACGCCGAUCUGGGUAUCAACAGUGAAAUCGCGUUCAGCAUUGGAGCGGGCAACAUGCACGACACUUUUCGCAUUGACCCUCAAUCGGGUACAUUGUACCUGGAAAAGCCAUUAGACUUUGAGAUGCAGCGCUCCUAUCAUCUCAACAUCACGGCCAGCGACCAAGGCAGCCCGCCUCUCGUCUCCAGCAUCACUUUCGUCAUCACCGUCGAGGAUGCCAACGAUAACGCACCCGUAUUCCCCAGCACGGCGAUCGUCCGGCAAAUCCAAGAAGGCAUUCCGUUGAACACGCCCAUCGUCACCGUUACAGCCGAAGAUCCCGACUCGGGGCUAAACAGCCGCAUCCGCUAUUCGUUGAUCCAGCAGGAACCUUCUGUUUUUAUCGGUCUUCCAUCGCGAGGUGGUUCCGGUCCGCAUUUCGCCAUCCGGCCGGAUACUGGCGUCGUCUACGUCGUCCGUCCCAUCGACCGCGAAUUUGCCGACACGUUCCGUUUAACGGUGGUAGCGACGGAUCAAGCAGAGCCGGCCAGCAACCGGAUCUCGGCUGAGAAGUUGGUGACGGUGAUUGUGGAAGACGUCAACGACAACGCUCCGACCUUCACCUCUGUCAACGCCGGUCUUUUGCCGAAAGGCGCUGAACGUGGACACGAGAUUCUGCGCGUUCACGCGGCCGAUGCCGACGCCAACACCAAUGGAUUAGUCACUUACGAACUGGUGUCGGGCGAUGCGGAACUGUUCGCCUUAGAGCGGACCACCGGCAGGCUGACCCUGCGCAGAGAGAUCCCUGCCGCCGAGAUAACGUACCAGUUGAGCGUGAGGGCGACAGACGAAGCUGUUCACUCGCAACGCAAAUCAACCGGAACGCACAUCACCGUCAUCAGCGUGACAGACGAUAUGACCGGACCGCUGUUCACCAAGAAACUUUACGCUGGAUCGGUUUCGGAGAAUGAGCCUGCCGGCACCAAUGUGCUCACCGUCAGCGCACGUUACACUGGCAAUCCGUUAGCUGACGUCGAGUAUUUCAUAUACAACGUGACCGCCGGCCAACGCGGCGUACCGUUGCUUUUCGAAAUUGAUUCGGAAAGCGGUGUCGUAUCGACGUCGGCCAUCCUCGAUCGCGAGGCAGACGCCGAAGAGUACGAACUUGAUAUCAUCGCCGUCACUAGAGGCACUGCUUCGCCACAAACAAGCGUUUGCAAGGCUCGCAUCAAGAUUGUUGACAAAAACGAUAGUCCGCCUGUAUUCCGUGACGACGAUGCCAUCAUUUCGGUAUCGGAGGACUUAAUUAUCGGGCAACCCAUAACUACCGUCACAGCUACCGAUCUUGAUAAAUCGGGCACUGUGACCUACACCCUCGUCUCCGGCGAUGAUGGCAAAUUUACGUUGGACUCUUCCAAAGGAAUCCUGACUCUUCAGGAUACUCUCAACAGGGAGUCACAGAGUCAGUACAAGUUGACCAUUAAAGCUGACGAUGGGGAGCAAUUCACCGAAACUGUCAUCGUCGUUAAGGUUAUGGACACGAACGAUAAUUCUCCAACUUUCAGCGAGGCAGCAUAUUCGUUCGAUAUACCUGAAGACACUGGACGAGGAGCAUUCGUGGGAGCUGUUGUGGCCAAUGACAUGGAUGAGGGAAUCAACGCUCAAGUUUCUUAUACGGUUCUUUCUGAUUGGGGCAACGACGUCUUUUCGCUUAAUCCUCAGUCGGGUGUUUUCACGUUGACUUCUAGGUUGGACUACGAACAGGUGCAGCACUACAUUUUCGUGGUGCAAGCCCAGGAUACUGGGCGUCCCAGUUUGUCGUCAACUGUAACCGUCUAUUUCAACGUUCUCGAUUUGAAUGACAACGCACCCCUCUUUGACCCCAUGAGCUACAGCGACGAAUUGUAUGAAAAUAUAACAGUAGGAUCCAGUGUCAUUACUGUGAGCGCCACUGAUCAGGAUUCCGGAGACAAUGGCAAACUAGUUUACAGCAUCAUCGGCGGAAACGAAAACGAACAGUUCCGCAUCACUCAAAACGGCACGAUAAUGACGUCGCAGUCGCUUGACCGCGAAACGCAGUCGCUCUACAACCUUGUCGUCAUGGCUACUGAUCAAGCCAAACCACCGGAAAAACGCUUGUCUUCUACUGUGCAGGUUACCAUCAUCCUGAAGGACGUCAACGACAUGGCACCAGAAUUUGUAUCCUCAAACGAGACUACGGUGAUGGAAAACAUCCCAAUAAAUACAGUAGUGAUGGCCAUGAAAGCCAUCGACAGAGACGAAGGGCGCAACAGUUACAUCGAGUACUCGUUGGCACCGAUCGACGACGGCUGUUUCACACUGGGCCCUGUUGAUGGAUUACUCAGAGUGUCGGCAUUGCUAGAUCGUGAAAGUCGUGCUAAUUACACGCUGCACGUCAUGGCGUACGACCGCGGCCUGCCGUCACGCUCACAGUCGCUCAACGUUUUGGUGCGCGUCCUAGACGAGAACGAUAACAGCCCUCUCUUUGACCCCAAAGUGUACAGUGCCAGUGUUUCCGAGAACGCCACCAUCGGAUUGAGUGUCCUUCAGGUUUCGGCCACUGAUUUGGACGAAGGCCUCAACGGUCGCGUCCGAUACACUAUCGUCGGCGGCGACAUCAACUUUGAUUUCCAUAUCGGCGAAGAUUCGGGCAUCAUUCGAGUGGCCAAGAACUUGAAUUUCGAGCGGCGCUCACAAUACGUCUUGACGGUUCAAGUCGAGGAUUCGGGAAAUGACGUCCGUUACGAUACCGCUACGGCUACCAUCACCGUUAUGGACAUCAACGAUAACGCCCCCGUGUUUUUAGACUCACCCUACGUCACCUACGUGAUGGAAGAGAACAGCCGACUACCUGCGCCCAUCAUCACUGUCAAAGCCCACGAUGCUGAUUCGCCACCCUUCAACAGGGUUCGAUAUCUCAUCAAGGAUGGCGAUAAAGGUCUUUUCCGCGUCAACAGCACCACUGGAGAAAUAACCGUUCUGCGCUCGCUUGAUCGCGAAUUUCAGUCACGUUACGACAUUGUCGUUGUCGCAAUGGAUUCGGGUGUCCCCGUUUUGACUGGAACUGGAACUGUGAUGAUUUUUGUCGAGGAUGUCAACGACUACAGUCCAGAAUUUUCCCAGAGUCAAUACAGGAGCGAAGUGAUUGAAAACGGCCCUGUGGGUUUGUUUGUGACGAAAGUGUCUGCAUUUGACAACGAUGCCGGCGAAAACGCAAUCAUCAGGUACGAGCUAAAGAAUGAAAAGGAAAAAUUCCGCAUUGAUCCGAAUACUGGAAACAUCGUGACGAAGGCCAAGUUGGAUCGCGAGGAGCGCUCCGAGUACGAGCUAAUUGUCGUAGCGUCUGAUUCCAGUUUGACCAACGCCCGUACGGCCCAAGUCACCGUCAUUGUGCACGUGAACGACGUGAACGACCACCCGCCCGUUUUCAAAGAGAUGCUCGAUAUUGUUUACGUUCCAGACAACAUAGAGCCGGGGCAAUUCGUAGUGGGUGCCAGCGCAGCUGAUGCCGACAUCGGUCUGAAUGGCAAAAUCAUUUAUCAAUUGUUUGGCGACGAUGCCGGCAAGUUCAGCAUCAACCAGGAGACUGGCGUCAUCAAAGCGUCGAAUUCCCUGGCUACGUCGGUUUCAAAAAUGACCAACUUCAAAUUGGAAAUACGCGCAUCAGACAGUGGAACAAAUUCAUUAUCCUCGACUAGUGUUGUCGAAAUCCGAUUGCGCCCUGCCGACCAGUUCCCCGUCGUUCGCAGCGAAGCCAAGUCUUUCACGUUCAGUGAACAAAUCGAAAAUCGAGUCUUCACCAGCGUAACAGCUACGUCACCUAAACCUGGAGCCGCUGGAGAAAUUCAGUACGGCAUUGCGGGCGGCAAUACGGGAGACAUUUUCCAAGUGAACGCCAAAACUGGCGAAGUUUCCAUCGGCAAAGGGUUGGACUUUGAAAUCACAAGCCAAUACGAAUUGUGGAUUGAGGCUCGAGAUUCCGACGAGACUUCGCUGGCCAGCGUGACUCGUUUGCUAAUCAACGUCACCGACUUUAAUGACAACACUCCCGUGUUCGAUCACGUCAUCUAUUACGCUAGCAUUUUGGAAGAACAGUUCCCUCCGUCUCCACUGAUGGCCUCAGCUUCUCCGCGUAAUGGCGCUGACCAUGGUGCAUGGGACAAUCGGGCGUUGCUACAGGAUGGGAAAGCUGGUUUAGGUUUUUCGCACGGUGGUUCGCGUCAUCCGACAAGCGGGCACGAGAAUUUCGCCACCAACCAAAUCGAUCGAGUUCGAGGUCACAAUGCGACCGACAAGAUAGUGCUGACGGUGCACGCGACUGAUUCGGACUCGGGGCGCAACGGUCUUGUUCGCUACCAGUUGCGAAACAGUGGCGACCUGGACAAUGCCUUCAGCGUGGACGCCGAAUCAGGCAAGAUUUACACCAACGUCAAACUGGACCGAGAAGACGUUGGCCAUUACACGCUGAUUGUUGAAGCUGUCGAUCAAGGUGCACCUCAGCGCACGGGCACGGCCACCGUUUCAGUCACGGUCGCUGAUAAAAACGACAACCCACCUCGUUUUACCCGCCUUUUCAGCGUGAAUGUAACAGAGAACGCGGCCAUCGGUACGUUCGUUAUACAAGUGACAAGUUCCGACCGUGAUAUUGGUGUCAACGCCAACGCCACCUACAGCUUUACGGAAAACCCGACUGGCAAAUUCCGAAUCGAUCCCGUCAGCGGCAAUGUCACCGUUGCAGGCGUCAUCGAUCGUGAAUCCAAAGAAGAAUAUCUGCUGAAAGUAUCGGCAGUUGACGGCUCAUGGCGCGCUGAAACUCCGCUGACCAUCACGGUCCAAGACCAGAACGACAACGCUCCCGAAUUCGAGCACAGUUUCUACAGUUUCAGCUUUGCCGAGUUGCAGCGUAACGUGGCCUUUGUGGGCCAGGUAACGGCAGCCGAUCGCGACAAGCAAGGACCCAAUGCCAUGAUAACAUACUCGCUGAAACAUCCUUCCGAGUUUUUCUCGGUCGAUCCGACCAGUGGAGAGAUCCUGUCGAAGCAAACGGUUCGCUACAAACACACGAACAAAGGAUCGUCACCCGAGAACAUGUAUACUUUGUGGGUAGUAGCGGCAGACAACGGGAAACCGCCGCUUUCAUCCGAAUGUCUCGUAAGCAUCAACGUCGUCAACGCCAACAGUUACGCGCCUCGUUUCGAGAAACCCGUCUUCUUCUCGCCGGUGCCUGACAGUGCCGUUUUGGGUCAGAACAUUCUGCAGCUGGUUGCCGAAACGGGUCAGUCUGACGCGACGGGCGGCGCCGUCGUUCACGCCAACGCGAUAGAGUACGUCAAAGUCGGCGGCAACGGAUCCGACUUCUUCAACGUCGAAAAAGAUACGGGAUGGGUGACGGUGACUGGUCCACUGUUUGGCCGCCGCGACAUGGAGUUCGUUCUGGUCGUCCGCGCCCACAGCACGGGCGCCCCGCCGACCCACGACGAAGCGCUGGUGCGUCUGGUGGUCACGGGCGAAAAUCGUCACAUACCCGUGUUCACGGCCCUCAGCUAUCAAAUUAUCGUCCAAGAGAGCGAGCCACUGGGCUCAGUUAUUGUCAGCGUCACGGCAUCUGAUAACGACAGUGGACCCAACGGUGUUGUUCGCUACGCCAUCGUCAGCGGCAAUGACGAGAACAAGUUCGCCAUCGACGCCAGCACCGGAGCCAUCAGCGUUGCCAACACGCUAGAUUUCGACACUUUGCAGAAAUUCACGCUGAACAUCACGGCGACCGAUAUGGGCUUUGAACCCAAAUUGGCAACAGCCACUUUGACUGUCAUAUUGACGGACGUCAACGACAAUCCGCCGCGUUUCAAUCAGUCCCAUUACGAUGGUUAUGUUCGGGAAAACUCACCGCCCGAUACUUUGGUCAUCGAUUUGGAAGCGUUUGAUGCCGAUUCGGCCAAGAACAGCGUCAUCCAGUAUUCAAUUAUUGGCGGCAGCGGCAAAGAAUUUUUCGCCGUCGAUUCCGAGACUGGAGUUGUAACCACAAAGAGCUCAUUCGAUUUCGAAGAGAAAACGUUUUACGACUUGGAUGUUCUGGCUUCCAACCCGGACUCUUCCAUGUUUGGCUCAACAGUCGUUCGCGUUCACAUUACUGGGCGCAACGAAUUCUUCCCCAAAUUCGUCCAGCCAGUCUUCCAGUUCACCGUUUCUGAAUCGGUGCCGGUUGGGGCCAGUGUUGGCAUCAUCCAGGCAACCGAUAGGGACAAUGGAGAAGACGGCGAAGUCUUUUACCUCUUCGUGGGAUCCAGCAACGAUCGCGGAUUCCACAUCACACCUGAAACCGGAGUCAUCACUGUGGCUCGUCCUCUGGAUCGCGAAUCGAACCUUCAUUUCGUCAGCAUCUUGAAAGAACAGUCGCCGUUGACCAGCGGCCAGCGUGGCAUCGGCUCCGACUCCAACAAUCAAGACGUGGCCUCGUCCGACUAUUUCGUCAGUCCAGUUGACCACGCUCGCAUUGUACUCUCGGUUAUGGCCAAGAACAGAGGCGGCAUUAGAGGGAACGAUACGGACGAAGCGCAAGUCAUCAUCUCCAUCCAGGACGGCAACGAUCCUCCAGUCUUCGUCCAGCCCGUUUACCACGUGCAACAACUUGUGGAAUCUGCACCAGUUGGCACUAAAGUGGUGACUGUUCAAGCCAUCGACAAAGACGUCCGACCACCGAACAACGAGUUCACCUACUCGAUCCUGGGCGGAGAAGGCAGCAAAGCCUUCAGGAUUGAUCCUCGUACCGGCGUCAUUGAAACGGCCGCUCUUCUGGAUCGCGAGCGUCAAGCCGUCUAUAAUGUGACGGUGGGCGCCAUAGACAGGGGCUCGCCUCCGCAAACAGGCACGGCCGAAGUGCACAUCGUCCUCCAGGAUGUCAACGACAAUGGCCCCACUUUCGAACCGGCGCGCCCAGCCGGUUCGGUUUUCGAGAACGAGCCGCCGGGAACGAGCGUCAUGAUUUUGAGGGCCAUCGAUGCCGACCAGGCGCCCAACGCAGAGCCUUUUACCUACGCGAUAGUAGGCGGCGAACACAAAGAUUAUUUCAUUGUCGACAAAGAUACGGGAGUCGUGCGGACAACCAGUAUCCUCGAUCGAGAAGAGGCUGCUCAAAUGACGGUCGUUGUCGAGAUAGCUGACGGUGGAAGCCCUCAGCUCAAGUCGCAACUCCCCGUCACCGUCAACGUCUUGGACAGGAACGAUAAUCCUAGCACGCCCCGCACCGUCCGACUCAUCGUCAACAUUUUCACUGAGACUUUCAACGGCGGGCGGAUCGCCGACGUCAGGCCCAAUGAUCUGGACAUCUCCGGACAGUACCAGUGCCGCAUCAUCAACGGCCAAUCGGCCAGUGCCACCAAUCUGUUUAGCAUACCGAGAGGUUGCAACUUGCACGCUUCGCGUGUUCACAAGCCCUCUGAAUACAGCGUGAAAAUUUCCGGCAAUGACGGUCUCCACCCAGACGUCACGUCGUCCGUCUCAGUUUCUUUCGUACCAUUCGACAAUAAGACGUUGCAACACAGCGUCACACUGCGCCUGCUGAAUACGACGACGGAGCGUUUGCUUGUGCACCACUGGAAAUCGCUAAUCGACGGCCUGCAGGCAAGCGUUUCUUUCGGCACGGUUCACGUCUACAGCAUUCGCCAGGAAGGCGAGCACGUGGACCUCAUUUUAGCCGUGCACAAAACGCAAGGAGAUUACUGGGAUCAAGACAGCGUCGCCACAUUUUUGGAUGCGGCCAAGGAGCUGACGCAGAAGGCUCUGGCUCCACCCACUAAAUUCGUCACAAAUUACACACCGUGCCAGAACAUGCCUUGCGAGAACGGCGGUGUGUGCACAUCCCAUUUGCGGAUGACCGAAGAAAUGGAGACAGUCGACUCUCCGUCUCUGAUUUUCACCUCGCCCCGACUGGAACAGCAGUUUGUUUGCACUUGCAAAAAUGGCUUUAGUGGGCCUCGGUGUGAACUACGCCAAGACCCGUGCACCCCUACGCCGUGUCGCAACGGAGGUUCCUGCACUCGGCAAGGCUCCGAUUUCCAGUGUAGCUGCCCACUCGGUUUCCAAGGCAAACAAUGCGAUCAAGAACGAAGCCGAGCGUGUGAGCUCACACCGUCGCCAUGCCGCAAUGGCGGAUCGUGCCAAGAGACGCCCGAAGGAGCUUAUUUUUGCCUGUGCCGACCUGGCUAUCGGGGAAACCAAUGUGAACUGACAUCGGAUUCGUGUCGACCCAAUCCUUGCUUGAACGGCGGGCAUUGCGACAAUCGCAAGCCGGGGUAUCGUUGCGUCUGCUCCGACAAUUACUUUGGCACGCAUUGCGAGAGGUCGUCUUUCGGAUUUUCGGAAUUGUCGUACAUGAUGUUCCCGCCGCUGGAAGCCAGCACCAAUGACAUUUCGAUUGUUUUCUCGACCAAUAUGGGCAAUGCACUUCUGGCCUACAAUUUCGGUCAGCAGACUGGCGGACGAUCGGACUUUGUAGCACUGGAGAUUUACCAAGGAAAGGCCCGCUUCAUGUUCGGUGGCUCCCAAACAGCCAUCGCUUCUAUUAGCGUCCCGAAACAAGUGGCCGAUGGCAAAUGGUACCGCGUCACUGCGACUCGGAACGGACGUAUUGGGUCGCUGAGCGUCGGCGAGUGCUCGCUUACUGGUGAAAGCUGUAGAGAUUGCCGAUCAGGUGACAGGACCUGCUCUGCUGACUACACUGGACCUACAGGCACUCUGAACUUCAGCAAUCAGCCAAUGUAUUUAGGCGGUGUUGCGACCAUUGAGGCGAUUCAAGAUCGACCUGGUCAGGUGCACAGCGACGAUUUCGUCGGCUGCUUCCAAAGCGUGUCGGUCAACGGCCGCUCGCUAAAUCUUUCCAGCCCACUUAAAUCGAGAGGAGUUACGAGCACCUGCCAACGUCGUCGAGAUAUCUGCAAUGUCCAUGCGCCUUCUUGCGGAACCGGUGGCACAUGCGUCGAUGGCUGGAGCAAUGCCACGUGCGUUUGUCAGGGAGGACUUCAGGCUCCUAAUUGCUUUGUUGCGUUGGAACCCCUGUCUUUCACGGCCGGUAGUUAUGUCGAGUUCCAUAUCUCUGAGCGCCACCGACGGCGGCAGAUUCUUCAGACCCUCCAUUCCAGUGGCCAAAAAUGGAAAAGGGAAAUACCGGAUGAAAACUCUUGGAGCAACACGCGCCUAAGUCGAGGCCGGCGUGAAAUCGGUGAAGCCGUUUCCAUACACAACUCCGUCUCGGUCAGUUUCAGAACGGUGACGAAAAACGGCUACCUGUUCUUUGCCGCAACCAACAACGAUUUCACUACGUUGAGGUUACAAGAUGGUCUUUUACAAUAUGCCUCGCGAUACGGAUCUGGAUCUUUGGUUAAUAUGACGAUUGAAGAUAAGGCAGUAGCAGACGGAUCGUGGCACAACGUCACCUUGACGUCCAAGUUUAGGGCUUUGCGUCUUUAUCUGGAUGGCGUGGAAGUUGGCGACGAGCUUGACAUGUCUAUCGUUCACGAUUUCGUGGAUCCUUACUUGACAUCCGUUUUAAUUGGCGCCGCUAAUAAAGACGUAUACAACAUGAACGAGGAUAUGUUUGAGUUUGAGGGAUGUCUGGCCAAUUUCACAGUCAACGGUGAGAUCCAGCCGCUCAACGGUUCCGGUGGAAUCUUUGACAGAGUCAUUCACCACGGUCGCAUUUUGGCUGGUUGCAGCAACAGCAUCGCGGGCGCCUCCACUGCCCCUGAUCCUCUAAGCAUUGGCAUCACGCUCGUUAUCGUUUUCUUCGUUAUCCUCCUUGUGGCGAUCCUCAUUAGUUUCGUCGUUGUACGCGUGCGCCGACAGCAACGCGAUAAAAAAGCAGGAUUGCAGAUCAACAAACACAACGGAGGUGCCAUGAUGGGCGGCGGAUCGGUGAACGAUCCGUCUCGAACUUUAGCCGAAUCAGGUUACAUUGAAACUUCUGACGUUAGCGAAGACGGAUGUGUCAGACCAUCGUUGACGCAGGACUUGACAUCGAAAAAGUUCCGCGAACGCGAAGUGGCCGACCACCGGGAAAGAGACAGACCACAACGACCUGACAUCAUUGAGCGCGAAGUGGUGAACAAGUCUCCAGGCGUACCUUUGCGAGUUGAGGAUUCGCAUUUGGGGGAUCACAGUUCCAUGACCGGCCUCGGCGGCUUAGGUGAUUGCGAGGCCCCUGAACAUUACGACUUGGAGAACGCCAGCUCAAUAGCGCCAUCCGAUAUCGAUAUUGUCUAUCACUACAAAGGCUAUCGCGAUGGCAACGUCCGCAAGUACAAGACGAAUCCUCACGUUCCCAGCUACCACAAGCACAACCAUCGUCAUUCGCCGCAUAGCUUCGCCAGUCCUCCCCAUCGCGAGUCCCCAAGAAACAUGCUGAGAUCCAGUCCAGCACCCGGAUUGCCUGGAGGGCCACCAGUAGCACCUCCUCGUGAAUCUCCAGGAGUUUUGAAAAUGCAAAGCACGCCACUAGCUCGUCUCAGUCCAAGCUCUGAGCUCUCGCAACAAACUCCUCGCAUUCUCACACUGCAAGACCUCAGCGGAAAGCCGUUGCAGACGGCUCUUUUAGCUACAUCUCAAGUAGGUGGCGUCAAGGAUGUCAUGAGUACGAGCGAGAGGAGCCUCAACAGUCCCGUCAGUCAGCUGAGUCAGAGUACGAGCUCGAUACGGAACUCGUCCCAGGCUACCAAGAAGAAGAAGAAGACAGGGAGCGAUAUGGGAGUUGCGCUUGGCCUCACAGCCGAAGAAAUCGAGCGCCUCAACUCUCGGCCACGUAAUUCCAGCUUGGUCAGUACACUUGAUGCUGUUUCGAGUUCAAGUGACGACCGGCCAAGGAGUAAGGAAAAGCUGGCAGAAUUAAUGGAAACGAACACCGAGUUGUUGGAAACGGCCGAGAGUUCCACUGACGAGAGUGGCAACGACUCGUUUACUUGCUCAGAAUUCGAAUACGAGAAUAACUACGAAAAAGUUUCACGGGACUUUGGACCAGGAAACAUGAUCUUCUCGAAGCUUGCCGAAGUUGAUAAUGAAAACGAACAUGACAAUGAAUCGGCCAAACACUACGACGGUUUCGACUCUUUCCGCGGCUCUCUUAGCACUCUUGUCGCAUCCGAUGACGACCUGUCAAACAUCAGUGCAUACAAACCUCCCAAUGGAUCAUCGCUGGGAUGGGACUACCUUCUCAACUGGGGGCCAAAUUUUGAGAGCUUGGUUGGUGUCUUUAAAGACAUAGCCGAAUUACCGGACUGCAAUAAUGGUAGAGUAAAUGUGACUUCUCGUAUGGUCGUAGGUCCUAAGGCAAGUGAAGAGUACAUAUAAGUAUCGGAAUCUAUCACUGCGUCGUUGGCUUCAUGGUUAAAGAAAUGAGAAAAUUUCUUUAGCAACAUCAAUAGCCGGCGAACACACAAACAAGUUUUGAGUAUUUUUGGAUACUAAAAAAAGGAAAAUAAGAAGAAGAAGAAGAAAAUAAAAUAAAACCGAAUAAAAAAAAAUAAAAAAAAAAUAAAAAGUUAGAAAAAAACCUUAUUUUUCUUUCCACCGCAGAAUUACAUUUUGAAAGUGUGAAUGUUUUUGGCGGCGAAUAAUUUACCUCUUAAAAAUUAUUGAAUGAUAUGUUAAAUUCGCGUUAGUUUCGUGUUUAGGCUUUUGAAAUGUGUAAUCUGCUCUCCAAUAAUGUGUGUACAGCUUUUUUUGUUCUAUGCUCAUUUUGUGGGAUUUGCAAUUUAUUCUUUGCAUGUAUAUAGAGCAGAUUUGGCAGUUGAUGUACGCAUUGCUCCGUGUGUAGUGCCAAAUAAAGUGUGGUUUAUCAUUUGCCAAA